Nothoprocta perdicaria is the source of this 2920-nucleotide messenger RNA. RefSeq names its product islet cell autoantigen 1 (gene ICA1). Bases 22 to 1581 code for a protein of 519 amino acids. Gene Ontology annotation, biological process: regulation of transport. The transcript has 14 exons. Gene Ontology annotation, molecular function: protein domain specific binding. The record is from RefSeq and is a predicted model, not a curated record. NCBI's taxonomy places the organism in Eukaryota, Metazoa, Chordata, Aves, Tinamiformes, Tinamidae. Gene Ontology annotation, cellular component: Golgi apparatus.
GCCUGAAGAAAAUAAAGAAGCAUGGAUGGUCAUAAGUAUGGUUAUUCAAGGGAAUUUUAUGAUCAAUAUGCUCAAAGCCAAGAAAAAUCUGUGGUCAAUAAAAUGCAACAGAAAUACUGGAAAACAAAACAAACACUUAUAAAAGUCACAGGAAAAAAGGAAGAUGAACAUGUUGUGGCUUCAGAUGCAGACCUGGAUGCAAAACUUGAGCUGUUCCACUCAAUUCAGAGAACGUGUAUGGAGUUGCUGAAAGCAAUUGAACUCUAUCAAAAGAGGAUUUGUUUCCUGUCUCAGGAAGAAAAUGAAUUGGGAAAAUUUCUUCGAUCACAGGGUUCUCAGGAUAAAACAAGGGCAGGAAAAAUGAUGCAAGCCACUGGGAAGGCCCUCUGCUUUUCUUCUCAGCAAAGAUUGGCACUGCGUACUCCUUUGAGUAGAUUAUAUCAGGAAGUGGAGACUUUCAGAUACAGGGCCAUCUCAGACACGUGGCUGACUGUAAACCGAAUGGAGCAGUAUCGGACUGAGUACAGAGGAGCACUGCUUUGGAUGAAGGAUGUGUCUCAGGAGCUGGAUCCCGAYCUCUUUAAGCAGAUGGAAAAGUUCAGGAAGGUCCAAGCUCAAGUGCGGCAUGCAAAACUCAACUUUGACAAGCUGAAGACUGAUGUCUGCCAAAAAGUGGACCUUUUGGGAGCAAGUAGAUGCAACCUCCUUUCUCAUGUGUUAACCACAUAUCAGACUACACUUCUUCAUUUUUGGGAAAAAACCUCACACACCAUGGCAGCUAUCCAUGAAAGUUUCAAGGGUUAUCAGCCAUAUGAAUUCACCAUGUUAAAGAGCUUACAAGAUCCUGUGAAUAAACUAACAGCGAGAGCGGAAAAGGAGGACCUGCAGAUUGCAAGCUCCCAAUCAGCACAAGAUCAGCAGAGUCAAUUGAUUUCCUUAGAUGAAGAGAACCAUGCCAAGGAAUCGAACUAUUCAGCUGAUGACGGCAAGGAUGUCUUAUCCACGUUACAGGGACAUUUUAACCACAAGCAGAACUCAGGUGAUGUAGAUGACUUAUUAGACCUGCAACCUGAAGAAAACGCUUCAAAGGAUCCGUUUGUGAGGUCCCUGGAGCGCGAGCCCAGUGAUAAGGACGACCUGGUGCUGCUCAAUGAGAUCCUCAACGCCUCCUCCCUGGACGAGGGCGAGUUCAGCAAGGAGUGGACGGCCGUGUUCGGGCACGCGGCGCCCGCCGAGCCCGCCGGCAGCUCCGCCCCGGGGGACGGGGAGGCCGCCACGGCCUCCGCCACGGCCUCUCCCUCCGGCUACCUGCCCUCGCAGCUCCUAGACCAAAACAUGAACGACUUGCAGUCGUCUCUGCACGGAUGGGCAGCCAACAGUGCGAGUCCUCCAUCUCUCCCACAGCCCGCACAGAAACCAAACAGCCUCAGCGUGAACGCUAACAAGACACCCCCCAAAGAUGCUACAAGGAAUCCUAAAGACUUGACGGCUUGGUUCAGUCUCUUUGCUGACCUUGACCCGUUAUCCAAUCCUGAUGCUGUUGGGAAAACUGAUAGAGAACAUGAAUUGCUUAAUGCAUGAGCCAGCUGCCUAUGGUAACUCACAUUCUUCCAUUCAUCAACACUGUCUUGGGGUUUAAAAAACUAAAUGAAAAUCAGUAUGYUGUUGUGAAACUAUAAUGUGCCAUGGUAAUAAAACUGAAGGAAUGAAUCCCCUUUUAUAUAGGUACAGUUAUUUGCUCUUGUUUUGUAUAAAGAAUUCGCAUUUAUUUUCUACGUGGAUUUACAAAAAGGGAGUUAAGAAUUAAAGGUAGAUUUCUUGCCAAUUAGAUUAUCUCCUGAAACGUUAUCUUUGCCUGAAGUGAUAUGGAGCUAAAGCUGGAGCGAAAUACAAAUUGCAAACCUAUUUUUUUAUAAUGUUUCUUGAGUAAAUCCAAAAAAAAAUGUGACUGAGGCUGCAUGAGUCAAACAUUUAUCAUGUAUAUAAUAUAUAUAUAUGUAUAUUGCUGUGUUGUCAGCUAAAUUUGUUUUGUUAGUACUCAGUGAAAAAWUUGUGCUGAGGCUAAUUAUUGAAGAAAUACAUUUUGGUCUAUGCAGCCAUGGAAAUUAGGCCCUUUCUGAUUUAAAUUAUUACACAAGCUGCAAUAUAGAGGCAGAAGAAAUGGCCAGAAGGCUCCUUUACUGAGUUUUUCCAUUAUACUGACAGAAUUUGCACCUAUUUGCAGAAGUUUCUUGCAACUGAUGCUUUAACCAUGCCUUGAAAACAUAAAUAUUUCUGUUUGGAGUAUUUUUCAUCACAUUUAUUUCUGAAGCAUGUGUUAUUUUGAACUUGUUGUGACAUUAACUCUUUAAUAAAAUGAUUUUGACAAAAGAAAAGGCCUUUUAUCCCCACUGGAGCGUUCGUAUGAGGUUGAACUGGUGUGUACCAACCAUCUGAAGAUAAAGUAUAUGGCCGUUUUUUAAGCAGUUCCUAAAAAUGCAUCUCACUGCCUCACACUGUUUCUAAAUAAGACAAUAAGAGAACUUAAACUCACUCGGUGUACCUUUGCUUUCCCACUUACAAUAAAGGAAAAUAAAAAAGACACAGCAGCAGCCCAUUAAUAUUACAAGUUCUGCAGAUUUGUUUUAAUGCAUUGAAUAAUUGCAAAGCGAGCAUUCUAAAAUUUGGCCUCCUUAAAUUAGCUGAUUUCCUUUUAUUUGGGUGCAGCUUUUUCACCUUAAGCUCAUUGGAUCCUUGGUUAGUUCUUUUCUCUUGGUGCCUGUCUUGGCAACCUCAAAAUCACUAUAUAAAAACAGACAGUGACCGAACUGAUCUGCUUCUCGGGCACAUCAGAAUAUAUUUUGAAGGCUGUACUGAGCAGAGUUAAUCUGCAUUUGAUGGCUUUUUGUCCAACAAAGAGCAUAUGUGCUAUCAGUAGAAU